Messenger RNA from Spea bombifrons (plains spadefoot toad), 2824 nucleotides. RefSeq names its product zinc finger FYVE-type containing 1 (gene ZFYVE1). Lineage: Eukaryota; Metazoa; Chordata; Amphibia; Anura; Pelobatidae. The record is from RefSeq and is a predicted model, not a curated record. The transcript is spliced from 11 exons. The coding region runs from base 23 to 2368 and encodes 781 amino acids. Gene Ontology annotation, molecular function: metal ion binding.
AUUUAAAUCGCCUAAAAUAAAAAUGAGUACCCAGGGCCCAAGUGUUGAGAGAGGUCCCAGCGCUGGUUUGAUGUGCCAAGAGAAUUAUGCUUGUUCCGGAGGCGAUGAGGCUGUCUUUGAAUGUGAUGAGUGUAAUACUGUGCAGUGUCAAAGUUGUGAAGCUGUACUGCACAAACAAGAACGGCUAAAGAAUCACGAGCGAACCCGUAUACCCCCAGGAUACGUCCCUUAUUGCUCUUCAUGCAAACCGGCCAAUUCAAGUGUCCUCAACGCUAUGGUAUGUGCUAAGCAGCGGGCUGCCGUUCGGUGCCUAUCGUGUAAGGUGGAUCUCUGCGCUGAAUGUCAAAAGCGUACUCAUUCUGGAGGCAACAAGAGAAAGCACCCUUUUACAUCUUACCGAGCCUUAAAAAGUUCUGAACAGCCAGAAGGUGUCAAAAUGGACGAGGAGACACAGAGGAAGAAGAUGACUGAGGCUGUUGUCAGUUUUCUCCUUGUUGAUGAAACUGAGCAGAUACAGGUUGCCGACGAGGAGGAAUUCUUGAAGAAACUGGACUGUAAUCCAGAUGACUUGCUGAAAGUUGUCUCUAUUUUUGGAAACACUGGAGAUGGCAAGUCACACACUCUCAACCACACUUUCUUCUAUGGCCGUGAAGUAUUCAAGACUUCUCCUGCACAAGAGUCUUGCACAGUUGGUGUAUGGGCAGCCUUCGACCCCGUCCACAAGGUGGUGGUAAUUGAUACAGAAGGGCUACUUGGAGCCACCGUCAAUUUGAGUCAGAGAACCCGCUUGCUUCUCAAAGUUUUGGCCAUUUCUGAUCUAGUUAUCUAUAGAACUCAUGCAGACCGUCUGCACAAUGAUCUCUUCAAGUUCUUAGGUGAUGCCUCUGAAGCUUACUUGAAACACUUUACAAAGGAACUUAAAGCCACUACUGCACGUUGUGGGUUAGAUGUGCCACUUUCCACAUUAGGGCCUGGAGUGAUAAUUUUCCAUGAGACUGUUCAUACCAAGCUUCUGGGAUCAGAAAAGGCCUCUGAAAUACCAGAAAAAGUUAUUCAAGAGAGGUUUCGUAGGUUAGGACGCUUUCCUGAAGCCUUUAGCUCUAUCCAUUACAAGGGGACUCGAACGUACAACCCACCUACAGAUUUCUCAGGGCUGCGUCGUGCUGUGGAGCAACAGCUGGAGAAUAAUACCACCCGUUCUUCUCGUCACCCUGGUGUCAUAUACAAGGCUCUUAAGGCCCUGAGCGAGCGCUUUAGCGGUGAGAUACCGGAUGACCAUAUGGCACAUAGCUGUUUCUUUCCUGAUGAGUACUUCACCUGCUCUGCUCUCUGUCUGAGCUGUGGAGCAGGAUGUAAAAACAGUAUGAAUCACUCAAAGGAAGGGCUUCCUCAUGACGCCAUAAGCCGGUGCAGAUACUCCCAUCAGUAUGACAAUCGAGUGUUUACCUGCAAGGCUUGCUAUGAAGGUGGGAAGGAGGUCAAUGUGGUUCCCAAAACAUCUGCUUCCACGGACUCUCCUUGGCUGGGCCUUGCCAAAUAUGCUUGGUCUGGGUAUGUAAUUGAAUGUCCUACUUGUGGAGUGAUUUAUCGCAGCCGGCAAUACUGGUUUGGAAACCAGGAUCCUGUGGACACCGUAGUACGCACAGAGAUACAGCAUGUCUGGCCAGGAGCAGAUGAAUUUCUGAAAGAUAACAACAAUGCAGCCCAGCGUUUGUUGGAUGGCAUGAAUUUUAUGGCACAAUCUGUGACCGAGCUGAGCAUUGGGCCCACCAAAGCAGUGACAUCAUGGCUGACCGACCAAAUUGCCCCUGCAUACUGGAAACCAAAUUCCCAGAUCCAGGAAUGUACCAAGUGCCGGUUUCCCUUUAAAGAUAAUGAUACCAAACAUCAUUGCCGGGCCUGUGGAGAGGGAUUCUGCGACAGCUGUUCGUCCAAGAGCCGUCCGGUUCCUGAACGGGGCUGGGGUCUUUCACCGGUCCGUGUUUGCGAUAACUGCUAUGACCGCAGGGGAACUCAGUACGUUGUUGCAGUUUCAGGAGAUGACGAUGAAGGCAAUACUUUAAUUGCAAGGAAGGUUGGAGAAGCUGUACAGAAUACGCUGGGUGCUGUGGUUACGGCCAUUGACAUUCCUCUAGGACUCAUGAAGGAUGCUGCACGACCUGCGUAUUGGAUCCCGGACCAUGAUAUAACUCACUGCCACAGCUGCAGGAAAGAAUUCAACAUCAAGCUUUCCAAGCACCACUGCCGCGCAUGUGGACAGGGUUUCUGUCACGAAUGCUCGGAUAACAGAAGGCCAGUACCCUCGAGGGGCUGGGACCAUCCAGUUCGUGUUUGCAUUAACUGCAAUAAAAAACCUGGUGACCUUUAACCCUCUAUUUCCACUCUUGUCUUUCAAAAUUUGCAGACCAUUCUCAGGGUUAGAUAGAAGCGGAACCUCUUUCUUCCUUAAGCUUGUUUGGCAGUGCAUGUUCUGAUUUAUCAACUGUGGUUAUCUGCAGAUAAUCUCAUCAAAAAAGGGAGAGAAAAAAAAAAAAAGCAAAAAUUUUGCAGGAAACAAGACGAUAUACAAUAUGCACUUUUUAAAGUAAAAUCAUAGUAGAAAUUCUCUGGACGAGAAACACAAUUCCAUUAGCACUUUGGUUUGAUUUGUUUCUGGGGAUAGUCUGCUACAGUGUUUACCUUCUGACAAAUCUAGUGUAACUCAUUGUCAAUAUGAGUCUGUGCACUUUACACUUUAUUUCAUAAAGUCUGUACUUAUGUCUUAUUUUAUCUAGUCAGUUUUCCAUGUAUUUAAGAAUAAACCUGUAAUAAAUAUAAAACAUAA